GAGCGCCGAGCGCCGGUCGACGCCACCCUCCCACCCAGUAGCGCCGCACGGCCACGCUGCCAUCCCGCCGGGCCGCGUCGCCCUCCCUCCCCGCGGAUUCUCCCGACCGCUUCUCCCUCCCUCCUCGGCGUCGCCAGUUCCCUUCCCCCUCCGCAGAUCCGCCCCGGCGCGCGGUUCCUCACCAAAUUGUUCUCGGCGGCACCCAAAGGCCGCUGCCUCCUGGGAUUCCCUACUCGUUGCGCUCGCUACAACUGGUGAUUUUGAUUUUGAAACCAAACAGCAUCCCACCUGAGUUCAAUAUUUGGAUCUGGGAUUGCCUUAGUACACCUACCUGCGACGAACAGCUUGAUUUGCUACUGGUGUGAUAUGGUGUGAGAGGCCGGGUUCUUGAGAGCGCGAUGAGCAGCCAGGGGUUCGGUCCGGGGAGCCCCAAGUCCGUCCGCUACCUUAGAGCAGACUUCGAUCUCGAGUCCGGGAUCCCCCGCAAGGGCCGCAAGCCCAAGAAUCCUCACCUCGACGCCCCCGGCCUCGUGAGCUCGGCGUUGAUGAGGGUCCGAUACUUCUACGAGGCGCACCCCGUCGCGGUCGCCCUCAUCCUGCUGUCCUUCGGGCUCAGCAUCCUGAUCCUCCUGUCCGUGUACGAGACCCGGUUCAGGACGAUGAGGAGCAGCAAUGCGUGGUCGAAUGAGGUCGGGGGGUACCCGUUCCCGAGCCUCCGGAACCUUGUCAUGGUGGCUGGGCAUUCGAUUUACACGAGCGCGAGCUGCGGGAAGAUUGACCGCGAGGAUUCGUGGUUCUUGGAGCCGUACCAGAAGCACCCUGGCCAGGUGGCCACGUUCUUGGCGCACAUCAAGGAGGGGGUAGAGAUCGCUGCGAGGGAUGAGGAUGCGCUCCUGCUGUUCAGCGGUGGAGAGACGAGGAGAGAUGCCGGCCCGAGGAGCGAGGCGCAGAGCUACUGGGCAAUUGCAGAAUCAAAAGGCUGGUUCGGAAAUGAUGAGAGUGUAAGGAGCCGUGCGCUAACUGAGGAGCAUGCGCGAGAUAGUUUUGAAAACCUUCUAUUUAGCGUCUGCCGUUUCAGAGAACUCACUGGAAGAUACCCACAAAACAUAACUGUCGUAAGCUAUGAUUUCAAGGAGGAACGGUUCGCACAAUUGCACAGAUCCGCACUCGGAUUUCCAGAAGGAAGAUUCUUCUUCUCAGGUACCCCGGCAACACCUUCAGCAAGGGAGGCUGCUGUGAAAGGUGAAGCAUCUGUCAGGUCUCAGUUCCUGGAAGAUCCAUAUGGAUGCCUUGGUUCUCUUCAUGUGAAGAAGCUCAAGAGGGACCCAUUUCACCGUACCAUUCCGUACCCUGAUGGUUGCCCUGAACUGAAGGGUCUGUUCUCCUAUUGCGGUCCGGUGCCUUACUCUGGGCACCUUCCUUGGACUCAAUAGUGCAACGUACAUGAACCUUGGAUCAAACUCCUACUGCCACUGAAAUCCCAACAUUCUUGCAAUGACCUGGUUCUGGACUGACAGAAUAUGUUUUCGAUCUUGUCUGCUUUGUGAGGGAUAAGAGAAGAGUUACACUAGGAUUAGUGGGAUCGUUUUUACAAUGGAAGCAUGCUACAUGUUCAAUAUAUAGAGUUUUCUUUUUUCUUCUCCCCUGGUUAUCCUCCCAUGUUUCCACUGUCCAUUGAAACUUGUGAAUUUGUUUGUACACGUACUCUGGUACCGUUAGCAAUGCAAGCAAUGAAGAACUUGCCCGUGCAGGUUAGCCUGCUGCGCC
Molecule: messenger RNA, 1767 nt
Organism: Phragmites australis (common reed)
Lineage: Eukaryota; Viridiplantae; Streptophyta; Magnoliopsida; Poales; Poaceae
Exons: 4
Coding region: 399-1433 (344 amino acids)
Cellular component (GO): cytoplasm
Source: RefSeq, a predicted model, not a curated record